Molecule: messenger RNA, 1470 nt
Organism: Tachysurus fulvidraco (yellow catfish)
Lineage: Eukaryota; Metazoa; Chordata; Actinopteri; Siluriformes; Bagridae
Exons: 4
Coding region: 51-545 (164 amino acids)
Biological process (GO): inflammatory response; regulation of lipid catabolic process
Molecular function (GO): signaling receptor binding
Source: RefSeq, a predicted model, not a curated record
UUUGAUCUCAGAGCUUCUUUGCUGUGCUCCACAGUUCAGAGUGUGUAAAGAUGGCCGUGUUACCGUAUGUCGUGUUUUUUGUUGCUGUUGCGUUUAAUUUUUCUGCAGCUCAAAAUGAUUUCUCAAAGCUCCCAGAAUCCUACAAGAAGGGCGUGAUACUCGCAGAGGCACAAGUUAACUCACAUACUAGUGUCCAGACCCACUUCCUUUUCUUCAAAAGCCUAGCACAGUCCAGCAUCGAGGCAGGAUUUAAUGUAAACUACUUUUACCAUCACUUUUACCUCAAAGCCACUAAAUGCCCUCGUGGAGCUGAAAACGCUGACUUGAAGAAGUGUCCAUUCCGAAACGACAGACCGGUGAUUGACUGUGCCGUCUGCUACAAGACGUUGGAGGGGGAGAUUCAGAUGGAACCAAAAGCAUACAUACACUGUGUCCAUAAACCCUUGCUAACAAAGGAGAUGGAGUCGUCUCGGACAGAGCACUGUAAAAAAAUGUCUUUCAGCAGUGGAUCUAUGACUCUCCUGGCCUCGACUGGAUCAGAUUAACAAUGUGUGGAUGUAAAUGUUAUGUUCUUUAGCUGAUUUGCAAAUAAUCAGUGAUCGGUUAUCAUUAAUUGAGUUAAGUUAACUACAAACUAACAAUAUAGUAAGCAAGCUAAACAACAAACUACAAUUAGAGAAAACAGGCUGAAUAACAAAUUAGCAUUAUCAUGUACAGGCUAAACUACAGUAAUAGCAAGCAAGCUAAGCUACGAACUACAAUUAGAGUAAACAAUCUAAUCUACAAACUACUAUUAUAGUGAACAGGCUAAACCACAAAUUAGAAUUAUAGUGAACAUGCUAGCUCACAAACUACUAUUAUAGUGAACAGGCUAAACCACAAACUAGCAUUAGAGUAAACAGGCUAAUCUGCAGUUACAAACUAUAAACUAGCAUAAUAGUGAACAGGCUAGACUACAAACUAGCAGUGAACAGACUAUGGACCUGAACAUUGAAAUGCACUAAAGAAUGAACCAAAAUGAACAAAAGAUUUUAAUCAUUAUUGAUUCAGCAUUAAGAACACUUAAUCUAUUGGAUACUGUGCCAUCAUAUCAACAAACAAAGCAAGAACUACCUCUUAUGUACUUUAUUACGGUAAAAAAAACAAAUAUUUCCACAAAGACAUUAUGUAUGUAUAUAUUUCAGACAACAAAUAAAUAAAAAUAUUUAAAAAAAAAUAAAGAAAUGAAAAAAAUGAUUUCAUGUAAUAAAAAAUAAAAAUAAUAAUAAUAACAACAAUAAUUAAAAGAAAUGUUUAAGAAAUAAAGAAAUAAUAAAGGAUAUUCAAACAUAAAUAAUACAAGUUAGAUUUUUUUUAUCUAACUUUAUCUUUUUAUUUUUUUUCACACUGAGUGAUAUUUUGUAAUUCAUACAGUUCAUGUUAAAUGUUUAAUGAUGAUGACAUCAGUAAUAAAGACCCUUUUUAUCCCUA